Recurvomyces mirabilis is the source of this 1803-nucleotide messenger RNA. RefSeq lists its product as uncharacterized. Lineage: Eukaryota; Fungi; Ascomycota; Dothideomycetes; Mycosphaerellales; Teratosphaeriaceae. The record is from RefSeq and is a predicted model, not a curated record. Gene Ontology annotation, biological process: amino acid transmembrane transport. Gene Ontology annotation, molecular function: L-amino acid transmembrane transporter activity. The transcript has 6 exons. Bases 1 to 1803 code for a protein of 600 amino acids.
AUGGACGAGAAAGCUGUGCCAGUCAACGGUGACACUGAAGGUCACUAUUCGGAUGUUCCAAUUGCAGGCACCUCCACAAUCAUCAAACCGCAGUCGCGCAAGCUUCACGAUCCCGAGGUCUCUUUCGAGGAAUACCAUUACUACGCGCUCAAGACUCGGCAGGAAGAAGACAGCAUCGCGCCGCCCAAGACGACAUGGCGGGAGAUUCUGCUGCGCAAGAAGCCCGCCCAUGAAGUCUCUACAAAUGGCGAGAACGGCCACGCUGAUAAGGAUGACGGCAAAGCGCCAAGAGUAAAUCUCGCUGAUCGUAAUGCGCGUUCGCAGGUCAGUGAUGAAGAGUGGACGAAGGCCUCAAGAGCGUUGAGGACGGCUUCUUGGGGCGCUUGCUUCUAUCUUAUCACGACGGAUAUUCUCGGGCCAUAUGGUGUUGGCUUUGCCAUGGGUACGCUCGGCUGGGGUCCUGGUAUCGCUCUCUACACAGUCUUCGGAAUCUGUGCAGGCUACUCUGGCUUUCAGCUAUGGCAUGCAUAUCUCGGCCUUGACAGUCAUCAGUUUCCAGUCAAGAACUACGGUGACUUGGCUUUUCGACUCUCUGGAUCUGGUGCCCGCUAUACCGUCAACAUACUGCAAGCUCUCGCUCUCCUCUUGGUCUUGGGUCAGAUCACGAUCCAACAAGGACAAGCUCUUUCAGAGGUCUCCAAGUUUCGCCUUUGUUAUGCAGUGUGUCCGGUCAUCUUCAUUAUCGUUGGCUUUUUCCUUGGUCAGAUCAGAACUCUGCGAGCAUAUGGCUGGGUGGCCAAUUUGGCGGUGUGGCUGAACUUACUAGUGAUAUUCAUCAGUAUGGGCGCCUUUGCACACUCUCCACCGUACUACGAAAUCGCGACCCUUGGCUCUGCAGGAGGUCUAGUUGAUCCUGCCUCUAUCACGCCAAAUGCUGAUGGCAUCUACCCUCCUAUCAUUCACUAUGCUGGUAUGCCACCAUCGGGUAGCUUUGUUGCUGCACUCAAUGGUCUACUCUCUGGUGUUUUCGCGUACGGUGGAGCUCAGCUGUUUGUAGAAUUCAUGGCCGAGAUGCGUCGACCUCGCGACUUCAUCAAGGCGAUGUGGGGUGCACAGUUCUUCAUAUAUGCCGUGUACUUGAUAUACGGCUGCUAUACGUAUUACUGGCAAGGACAGUACAGCUACACUAUCAGCUACCAAGGGGUGUCGUCGUAUGGUCUCCAGACCGCGGGAAACAUGAUUGGCGUCAUCUCCGGCCUGAUAGCGGCAGCACUAUAUAGCAACAUCGGCAUCAAAGUCCUCUAUAACAAUGUCUUGGCCGACAUCUUCAAGGCGCCUCCAAUCACCAGCAAACCUGGGAAGACCCUCUGGAUAUUCCUCGUACCCAUUUGGUGGACCGUUGCCUAUAUCAUCGCGGGCGCCAUUCCCGAUUACUUUGGCUUCGUUUCUGUGGUCAGCGCGGCAACUGUCAUGCAAUUCACAUAUUCAUUCCCUCCUAUGGUGGCUCUGGCAUAUGACAUCAGAGUCAACUUGAUGCGAUCUACUGGCGGUGGUUUCAACGCCCAGACUGGUGAGGUUGUCCGAAAGUACUCUGGCAUCAACUACUGGAUCAAAGGCUUCCUUGCGGGAGGAACGACACAAGUACUGAUCAAUGUGGUCAACGUCCUGUACUGUCUUGCGGCGUGGGUAGUGACUGGUUUGGGCUUCUAUGCUGCUAUCGAGGGCAUGAUCGAGGCUUUCAAGAUACCACAAGUCAAUAGCUUCUCCUGCACAUCACCUUUGGACCUUUCGGCAGCAGGUUAG